UGGACGUAGAUAUAGUUCAAGCAGUGAUAUGGGAGGGAGAGUUCAAGAAAGAAGUUUGAGGUUAAUUUGAUAUGUCAAAUUUGUUUGACAGUUAAGUUAACAGUCAAAAUAAAAAUCAAUAAAACAAAAUAAAAAUAGUGAAGGGAGGAAGUAAGGAAGGAAAGCUAGACAAACUAUUAGUUUUAUUUAACUAAACAUAUAAUACAGUCUGUGAUACAGUUCUAUUGUUUCUUAGUUUGUAAUUUUGUUGUUGUAUACAACUCUAAAAUGAAUUUUAAACAAGAAAUACUUGAACAUGUUAGUAUGCACCAGUCAAAGAAAAAUGAAAAAACUGAUUUGAUGGUUGACAACUACUGUAAUAGUAAUAUUGAGUUGAAGAAGGAACCUCGCUGUGAUUUAGAUGCAAGUUGUAUUUUGGAUUCUCUGAAUAUUAAUCCAUUUCACCAACCGAAAACUGAAAUAGACAUUAAGAAUAUAAAAAUUGAGGAAAGUGAAGGUGCAUCUAUCAAAGAGAAGCAAAUACUCAAAGAAGAUACAGAAAUUGAAAUUGAAAUUAUUAAGGAAAAUGACGAAACAUACCAGACGAAUCAGCUGUCUUCAUCAAUAGAUCUUGUUGACAUGAAGGUGGAAACAGAAGUAAAAGAUUGCUCAGAUGCAGAAAUUAAAAUUGAACGUAUUAAGGAAAACGACGAAACACAUCAGAAGAAUCAGUUGUCUUCAUCAAUAGGUAUUGAUGAUAUGAAGGUGAAAACAGAACCAAAAGAUUGCUCAGUUAUUCGUCAAGAGGAAAAUACAAUGGAAACUGUGAAAGAACAUCUGAGAGUACAUACUGUCAACAAACCUUACAAGUGUGAAAUUUGUUUCAAGCAGUUUAAUCGGGCAGGUACUUUAAGAAAACAUCUGAGAGCACACACUGGAGAAAGACCUCACAAGUGUGAAAUUUGUUUCAGGCAGUUUGAUCAAGCAGGUACCUUGAAAAAACAUCUGAGAGCACACACUGGAGAAAGACCUCAUAAGUGUGAAAUUUGUUUCAAGCAAUUUGCUACAACAUUUGCUUUGAAGAAUCAUGUACUACUACACACUGGAGAAAAGCCUCACAAGUGUGAAAUUUGUUUUAAGCGAUUCACCUUAGCAACUACUUUGAAAAACCAUCUGAGAAUACACACUGGAGAAAAGCCUCACCAAUGUGAAAUUUGUCUUAAGCAGUUUGUCAGAGCAAGUGUUUUGAAAGACCAUCUGAAAAUACACACUGGAGAAAGACCUCACAAGUGUGACGUUUGUUUUAAGGCGUUUGUUAAAGCAAGUGUUUUGAAAGAUCAUCUGAAAACACACACUGGAGAAAGACUUCACAAGUGUGAAAUUUGUCUCAAGCAGUAUACUUCAGCAUUUGUUUUAAAAAGGCAUUUGAAAAUACAUACCGGAGAACGGCCUCACAAGUGUGAAAUUUGUUUUAAGCAAUUCACCACAGAAAAUACUUUGAAACUCCAUCUGAAAAUACACACUAGAUAUGGAGAUAGACCUCACAAGUGUGAAAUUUGUUUAAAACAAUUUAUUGAAUCAAGUAGUUUGAAAAAACAUUUGAGAGUUCACACUGGAGAAAAACCGUACAAGUGUGAAAUUUGUUUAAAACAGUUUAGUGAAUCAGGUAGUUUGAAAAAACAUUUGAGAGUGCAUAUCGGAGAAAGGCCCCACAAGUGUGAAAUUUGUUUCAAGAGGUUUACAGAAAGACACGAUUUGCAAGUACAUUUUAGAUCACAUACUGGAGAAAAGCCUUACAAGUGUGAAAUAUGUUUAAAACGGUUUAGUGAAUCAGGUAGUUUGAAAAAACAUUUGAAAGUGCAUAUCGGAGAAAGACCUCACAAGUGUGAAAUUUGUUUCAAGGGGUUUAUAGAAAGACGCGAUUUGAAAGUACAUUUUAGAUCACAUACUGGAGAAAAGCCUCACAAGUGUGAAGUUUGUUUAAAACAGUUUAGGGGACAAAGUAAUUUGAGAAAACAUUUGAAAAUACACACUGGAGAAAGACCUCACAAGUGUGACAUUUGUUUCAAGGGGUUUAUGGAAAGACGCGAUUUGAAAGUACAUUUUAGAUCACAUACUGGAGAAAAGCCUCACAAGUGUGAAAUUUGUUUUAAGCGAUUCACCUUAGCAACAUCUUUGAAAAACCAUCUGAGAAUACACACUGGAGAAAAGCCUCACAAGUGUGAAAGUGGUUUUACACAAAGAUUUGAUUUGAAAUCACAUACUGGAGAAAUGCCUCACACGUGUGAAAUUUGUUUAAAACAGUUUAGUGGACCAAAUAAUUUGAAAAACCAUUUAAGAAUACAUACUGGUGAAAGACCUCACAAGUGUGAAAUUUGUUUCAAGCAGUUUACUCAGGCAGGUAUUUUGAAAAAACAUAUGAGAAUACACACAGGAGAAAGACCUCACAAAUGUGAAAUUUGUUUCAAGCAAUUUACUACAACAUUUGCUUUGACAAACCAUGUGAGAAUACACACUGGAGAAAAGCCUCACAAGUGUGAAAUUUGUUUUAAGCAAUUCACCUUAGAAACUACUUUGAAAAACCAUCUGAGAAUACACACUGGAGAAAAGCCUCACAAGUGUGAAAUCUGUUUUAAGCAGUUUGUCAGAGCAAGUGUUUUGAAAGACCAUCUGAAAAUACACACUGGAGAAAGACCUCAUAAGUGUGAAAUUUGUUUUAAGCAGUUUAUUAGAGAAAGUGUUUUGAAAGACCAUCUGAGAAUACACUCUGGAGAAAAGCCUCACGAUUGUGAAAUUUGUUUCAAGCAGUUUAGUACAGCAUUUGUUUUAAAAAGGCAUUUGAGAAUACAUACUGGAGGAACGACGUCACAAGUCUGAAAUUUGUUUUAAGCAUUUCACCGCAGCAAAUAAUUUGAGAAUCCAUCUGAGAAUACACACGAGAGAGAGAGAGAGAGAGAGAGAUCUCACAAGUGUCAAAUUUGUUAGUUUAGUGGACCAAGUAAUUUGGAAAAACAUUUGAGAAUACAUUCAGUCCGUACUAUAUACAGUCGGAAAAAUGAAAGAAUACGAUCACAUCAAUCACAUAUUUUGUAUUUACUGUUUUUUCCAUAAAUAACAAACGAGAGAGAUAGAUUAUUAAUAAUCUGAAUAAUAUUAUGUGAUUGAUGUGAUUGUUCAUGGGUAUUCUUUCAUUUUCCGACUGUAGAUACCUUAGAAUAUAAAAUAAACCAGGAAGGAGUACAAUGCGAAAUGAGCCAGAAAGGAGGUUGCAAAUGGCGAUCAGCUGUCAGAUUUGCUUUCUAUCUCCAGUGACGUUCCUUUGAAAGAGGGAAGAAAAGAAAUUCUUAACGAUUUUAUUACAUCUUUGAUGUUAAACAAACAGCUAUAGAUCAAGAGAAAAUACGUAUUAAUAUAAUAUUUUGUUGAAAAGUCAGUUAAAUAACAUUUUAUUAUACUAAUAACUUCAGCUGAUUCAAUACACAAAUACCUUCUACCUCGUUAACAAAAACUUGUGAGUCAUCCACAGACGUUCACCAUGGCCGAUUCCGCUAGAAAUUUAAGGUGUUGUUGAUAUAUAUGACAGACUCCUUCCUAUUUAUUUUAUAUUCUAAGGUAGAUACCGUUGCACGUCAGUAUCUACGUCAGAGAUCUAAGUUAACAUUGUUGCCCAAUUUCAAAAAAUUCUUGAAUUCAUUUUAAAUGAAAUAUAUCACAUAAUUAUUGCAAAGUGGAUUAUACAACAAAAUAAAUUAAUAUUCAAUGUAACUAAACAAAAACAUUAUAAAUAGUACACAAGACUUAAGUUAUAAUCUUACGUUAAAAUAAAUAAUAAAAACAAUACUUCUACAAAUCGGAAGUGUCAAUACCGCAUCUGUCAAAUAAAUGUUACCAGUUUAUGCCAAAAUGUCACCUUUAUUCGAUUGCAGUUAGAGUGUAAUCCGAACAAGUGUGCUUUAUAAAAACGCUGUUCAAAUGCUGUUGAAAGAUUUGGGACUUUUUUACAACCAAAUGACCACGAUGCUGUUACCUUAGCUGGCUGCAUAGAAAAAAGUUGCGUGUUAUCAAGUACCGAUAAAUUCAUUUGUCAAAGCUAUGACGGAGCAAGUGUUAUGAGUGGCGUUCAUGGUGGUGUGCAAAAACCAGAGAUAUGUAAAGAAAAUAGAUCAGGCUAGUCAUAUGCCACUCAAUGCAUCGGGGUGUAACGCCGAUAUCAAGUAGGUGGUCUAGCUAUCUUUGUCUGUCGUGCGAGUGUGAGCGAAUCUACCAAGAGGUGGGAAUAACGGAACGACAGUGACACACAGGCGGCGGCGGCCAUGAUAUGCUAGAGAGAAAAAGCUAAGCGCCGGUAGAGAGAGAUAGAUAGACCACCGACCCGAACUGUUCCGCGUUACGCUAUUUUUCGAACUGGCCUAAUCUAUUCUGUUAUAUCUAUGGCAAAAACUCAUUAAAGACAAAUAUAGAUAUGCCAAUUAUAUACAUUGUUAUGCGCAUCAGUUAAAUUUGUUAAUGUCUCAGGCAACAAGCAUAAAUACUAAUGUGCGCAUAUUUUUUGCUGAUUUGAGAGACACUACUAUUUUUUUUUUCAAAGUCACCUUGGAGAGUUGCCAUAUUAGAUGAAGUUGUGGGAAAUAGGGUUCCGUCAGCAUCUACUACAAGAUGGAAUUUUAAAAUUAGAACGGUGAACAUGGUAUGUGCAAAUAGAGAAACCCCAAUAGAGUAUGGAAAGAAUACUAUCAACAUCUAGGCAAUCUGAUACUAUAACAAAAGCAGGUGCACUUUUGAGGUUACUGAAUGAUGUUAAAUUUGUAUUUUUGUUGAAAGUUUUUCAUCGUCUGAUGCCCCAGGUUGACAUCUUAUAUUCAUAAAUACAAAAAACCGCUACUGAUUCCGUAACCGUAAAACGAUGCUUAACUGAAUUUGAAAAAAAUAUUCAAAAAGAAAGUGAUAAUACUCACACCAUAACAGAAACCUAGUUGGAAACAUUGACGAUAGUCAAUCUAGGAGACGGAAGAAAAAUGACAGAAUUUCUUGACUAAACACUCGCGAACUCAAUCGACUAUAGGUGGCAGUGCAGUUGCAUGAAAAUGGCCGAUGUAAUUGGGAUAACGUAUUUUUCUAUAAUUAAUAUUGUUAUUGAUGUAAUUAAUUAAUAUAAAUAAAUUAUUAAUUAAAUGAA
Diabrotica virgifera virgifera (western corn rootworm) is the source of this 5155-nucleotide messenger RNA. RefSeq names its product zinc finger protein 271-like. The record is from RefSeq and is a predicted model, not a curated record. Bases 268 to 2856 code for a protein of 862 amino acids. Gene Ontology annotation, molecular function: DNA-binding transcription factor activity, RNA polymerase II-specific; RNA polymerase II cis-regulatory region sequence-specific DNA binding. The transcript is spliced from 4 exons. Gene Ontology annotation, biological process: regulation of transcription by RNA polymerase II. NCBI's taxonomy places the organism in Eukaryota, Metazoa, Arthropoda, Insecta, Coleoptera, Chrysomelidae. Gene Ontology annotation, cellular component: nucleus.